Messenger RNA from Patiria miniata (bat star), 2545 nucleotides. RefSeq names its product heparan-sulfate 6-O-sulfotransferase 3-B-like. The record is from RefSeq and is a predicted model, not a curated record. Lineage: Eukaryota; Metazoa; Echinodermata; Asteroidea; Valvatida; Asterinidae. The transcript is spliced from 2 exons. Gene Ontology annotation, molecular function: heparan sulfate 6-sulfotransferase activity. Gene Ontology annotation, cellular component: membrane. Bases 139 to 1203 code for a protein of 354 amino acids.
AUGCAUACGUGACUUUGCAUGGACUCGGAUAACAUGAGUUAUGGCACUGAAGAAUUCCUGGAGUUGAAACCACUCUGACUGAAGUACUCAGCUGGAGCUUUCGUAGCAGUCGAUUCAAGCUUUGUCUAGUCUGUGAAAAUGGCAAACUACUACGUCAUUGGCUUGUCUGCAGUAGUAAUGCUGACUAUUGUGUCACUCGUGUAUGACUCGUUUGACAUGGAUAUGUACCAGUGCAGAGACACAAAACAGCAGUCUGAUUCGUCCACAAAGAUCACCAGAUUGUUAACGUCAGCAAAUUCGUCCUGGGAGUUUAACAUCACAGGGAAUGAUGUUUUGGUCUGCCUGCAUAUUCAGAAGACUGGGGGGUCCUCGUUUGGCCGACACCUGGUGCACGAUCUGGACUUGAGCAGCCCAUGCCAAUGCAAGAAAGGCUUGAAGGCGUGCCAGUGCUUUAGGCCGGGCAGCAAGAAUGAGGUUUGGCUGUUCAGCGAGUUUUCCAUGGGUUGGUCGUGCGGCUUACAUGCCGACUGGACAGAACUGACCAACUGUGUGCCCAGUAUGCUGGAUAAGUUUGAAGGAACUAAGCAUAAACGGAGGUAUUUCUACCAGACCAUCCUGCGGGAGCCCCAGGCUCGUUACCUCAGCGAGUGGCGUCACGUUCAGCGAGGUGCCACCUGGAAAACCGCAGUGCACAUGUGCAACGGCAAAAUCCCUACCUCUGAAGAGCUUCCCCGAUGCUACGAGGGGAUCGACUGGACGGGCGUUUCCUUGGAAGAGUUCAUGGACUGCCAGUACAACCUGGCAAACAACCGACAAACGCGGAUGCUUGCGGAUCUCUCGGAAGUGGGCUGCUACAACCUCUCAAAACUCUCGAAUGCAGAGCGCCGGGCGAGAAUGCUUGAGAGCGCAAAGAGGAACUUAAGACGCCUUGCUUUCUUUGGCAUGUUGGAGUACCAGAAGGAGACUCAGCAGCUCUUUGAGAGCACCUUCGGAUUAAAAUUCUUGAAGGAUUUUGUCCAGUUUGACGCCACGAAGGGCACAGCUGCCAAGACUGUCCUAACUGGCCAGCAGAAACUGAAAGUCCAGGAAGCCAACACGGAGGAUUUCCUUCUGUACGAUUACGCAAAGAAGUUGUUUUUGGAGCGUGUUGCAGCAUUGAGACAAAAACGCAGAAAGAGAGCCCCGCUAACUAGACUCUCUUAAAAACUCAACUUUCAGGAAAUUUAGAGAAUCAACUGCCAAAACUUUCCCCGCCUUCCACCAUUGUGACCCGGGUUCGAAUCCCGCCUCAGCCAAUAUGUGGAUUGGUUUUCAGUCCCUGCCUGAUUCCAUGGGUUUUACCUAGAAUAUCAUUCUGGGUUUUUCCUCCCGCCAUAAAAACUGUAAUUUCCUUCCACAUCUUCUACCAAGGGACCUCACUGGAAAUAAAUGGAGAGACUUUUGUGGGCUGUCCCUGCCAGUUGCUGAAUAAAACCAGAUAGUGGGCUAUUCCUUAAGAAUAAUGGGCACCUCAAGUUGGACAUACAUGUGUAAAAUACAGCCACUCAAUUUACAUAUAUGCAUGUAUUUAAUUCAGACGCACUCAAACUAAUUGUCUGUCUUUUUAUGCUCAUGUUCCAAAACAAUGUCUUACAUGUAUAUGAUCAAAAAUUUAUGGAAAGCUGCCGUUGUAGAUGAGUUCUAUAAUCAUUGUCUUCAACUACUGCAUAGUACUAACAAUUAUGGGUCGUAUUGAUUCCAAUUAACCAUUUUUACUUUUGUAAAUAUUGAUAUGUACAAUUGUUUUUUUCUGGAGUUAUGCAAAUGUCCUGUACGAGCUUGUCCAGCUUUUGCAAUAUAUUUUCUUUGUUAUGUGUUUUGUUUCUAAAAAAAAUCAUGUCAGUUAAAAAUGUGGACAAAGAAGUACUGUAUAUUGUUCUACCUCAGACUUGGGCAUUUUAAUUAAUAGAUAAUUAAACCUAACUGCCCAAAUCCAUGUUUUACUUAAAAACUUAAUUUGAUGUUGAAUGGGAUGUUUUUGGAGCACCAUUUAAUAGCUCCAUGGUUGAAGAAAUUGCAUGCAACUAUAAACCACAGUUUUUGAGAAUUUUGAAAUAUUUAGCAACAGUGUAACAAACUUCACUGCAAAACAUUGGUUGUACCAUAAAUUGACACAUCUAGUACAUUGCUGGGUGCAUCAUGAUAUGUAUAUCUCGUGUAGAGUGUAGAACAUGUCACUUGAUGGUUUAUGGUGGGAUUAACAAAAUGUAGGAUUUUAGGGAAAUUGGGAGAAGAAAAAUGUCAAGGAGUCAUACGGUUAUAAAAAAUUGUUGAGCGUCUUUCCAUUGCUUUAGUCAGCAGAGAAUUUGUCUGGCACUCUGAUAAUCCUUGUUUACUGUCAAGUAAUGUAUCAAAACUCAAAGAAAAACAUAUGAGAACUCUUGUUUAGUAAAAACAAAACAGUAAAUGUGUAUGUAUCUUGCAUUGUUAACAUUUUCAAUUUUAUAUUUUCUUCAUAAAGGUGAUGUUUGAAUAAAGUCUAUGAAUUUGAUUUAACAGAAGUUGA